Molecule: messenger RNA, 1797 nt
Organism: Camelus dromedarius (Arabian camel)
Lineage: Eukaryota; Metazoa; Chordata; Mammalia; Artiodactyla; Camelidae
Gene: SOX11
Product: SRY-box transcription factor 11
Exons: 1
Coding region: 120-1472 (450 amino acids)
Biological process (GO): neuron differentiation; anatomical structure morphogenesis; positive regulation of transcription by RNA polymerase II
Molecular function (GO): RNA polymerase II cis-regulatory region sequence-specific DNA binding; DNA-binding transcription activator activity, RNA polymerase II-specific
Source: RefSeq, a predicted model, not a curated record
GCCGCGGGGUGCCGAGGACUUUGCAACUUGCCCGGGAAGGUGGAGGGGCGAGAGGGGGAGGGGGAGCUCCGCACGAGACCGAGCGGCCCGGGUUGGAGCGCCCAGCCCCGCAGCGGAUCAUGGUGCAGCAGGCCGAGAGCUUGGAAGCGGAGAGCAACCUGCCCCGGGAGGCGCUGGACACGGAGGAGGGCGAAUUCAUGGCUUGCAGCCCGGUGGCCCUGGACGAGAGCGACCCGGACUGGUGCAAGACGGCGUCGGGCCACAUUAAGAGGCCGAUGAACGCGUUCAUGGUGUGGUCCAAGAUCGAGCGCAGGAAGAUCAUGGAGCAGUCUCCGGACAUGCAUAACGCCGAGAUCUCCAAGAGGCUGGGCAAGCGGUGGAAAAUGCUGAAGGACAGCGAGAAGAUCCCGUUCAUCCGGGAGGCGGAGCGGCUGCGGCUCAAGCACAUGGCCGACUAUCCCGACUACAAGUACCGGCCCCGGAAAAAGCCCAAAAUGGACCCCUCGGCCAAGCCCAGCGCGGGCCAGAGCCCGGAGAAGAGCGCGGCGGGCGGCGGCGGCGGCGGGGGCGCGGGCGGCGGCGCGGGCGGCGCCAAGACCUCCAAGGGCUCGAGCAAGAAAUGCGGCAAGCUCAAGGCCCCCGCGGCCCCCGCGGCCGGCGGCGCCAAGGCCGGCGCGGGCAAAGCGGCCCAGCCCGGGGACUACGGCGGCGCGGGGGACGACUACGUGCUCGGCAGCCUGCGCGUGAGCGGCGCGGGCGGCGGCGGCGGCGGCGCGGGCAAGACGGUCAAGUGCGUGUUCCUGGACGAGGACGACGAGGACGACGAGGACGACGACGAGCUGCAGCUGCGGAUCAAGCAGGAGGCGGACGAGGAGGACGAGGAGCCGCCGCACCCGCAGCUCCUGCAGCCGCCUGGGCAGCAGCCGCCGCAGCUGCUGAGACGCUACAACGUCGCCAAAGUGCCCGCCAGCCCCACGCUGAGCAGCUCGGCCGAGUCCCCCGAGGGCGCGAGCCUCUACGACGAGGUGCGGGCCGGCGCCACCUCGGGCGCGGGGGGCGGCAGCCGCCUCUACUACAGCUUCAAGAACAUCACCAAGCAGCACCCGCCGCCGCUGGCGCAGCCCGCGCUGUCGCCCGCGUCCUCGCGCUCCGUCUCCACCUCCUCGUCCUCCUCGUCCAGCAGCAGCAGCGGCGGCAGCAGCAGCAGUGGCGAGGACGCCGACGACCUGAUGUUCGACCUGAGCUUGAAUUUCUCCCAAAGCGCGCACAGCUCCAGCGAGCAGCAGCUGGGGGGCGGCGCGGCGGCCGGGAACCUGUCCCUGUCUCUGGUGGAUAAGGAUUUGGAUUCGUUCAGCGAGGGCAGCCUGGGCUCCCACUUCGAGUUCCCCGACUACUGCACGCCUGAGCUGAGCGAGAUGAUCGCGGGGGACUGGCUGGAGGCGAACUUCUCCGACCUGGUGUUCACGUAUUGAGAGGGGCGCCCGGCUUCUCGCUCUUUCUCUCAGCGGGUGCAGAGCAGGGUUCCUUGGGAGGAAGUCGUGGUGGUCGUGAUGAUGGUGGUGGUGGUGGUGGUGGUGGUGGUGGUGGUGUCGAUGGUGGUGGUGGUAGGGUGGAGGGGAGAGAAGAAGAUGCUGAUAUUGAUAUGAUGUCGUGACAAAGAAAUUGGAAAAGAUGAAAAUGUUGGUGGAGUUAAAGUGAAAUGAGUAGUUUUUAAACAUUUUCCCUGUCCUUUUUUUGCCCCCCCCUUCCUUUAUCGUGUCUCAAGGUAGUUGCAUACCUAGUCUGGAGUUGUGAUUC